Neofelis nebulosa (Clouded leopard) is the source of this 2059-nucleotide messenger RNA. It is a transcript of the gene SERPINE2, whose product is annotated as serpin family E member 2. Lineage: Eukaryota; Metazoa; Chordata; Mammalia; Carnivora; Felidae. Gene Ontology annotation, biological process: negative regulation of plasminogen activation; negative regulation of endopeptidase activity. The record is from RefSeq and is a predicted model, not a curated record. Bases 261 to 1454 code for a protein of 397 amino acids. Gene Ontology annotation, molecular function: serine-type endopeptidase inhibitor activity. The transcript has 9 exons.
GCCCAGCUCGCGCUGUGGGGCUGCCGGGCCGGCCGGGCUGCGCUGCGAGGGCAGGAGGCGCCGCCGCCUCUCCGCUUCCCGGACCUGCCUCGCCGCCGCCGCCGCCGCCGCCGCCGCCGCAGCCGCCGCCGCGGCUCUCCGUCCUCCGACUCUCCGCCCCGCCGCCACCCGGCUCCGGCUCCGGCUCGGGCCGCGCCGCCCUCGGCCGCCGCCACCUGGGGAUCCCGAGCGAGGGGCGGUUGUCCUUGCCGGAAGGAACCAUGAACUGGCAUUUUCCCUUCUUUCUUGUGGCCACAGUGACUUUGCCCUCUGUGUGCUCCCAGUUCAACCCCCUAUCUCUGGAGGAACUAGGCUCCGACACAGGAAUCCAGGUUUUCAAUCAGAUUAUCAAAUCCCGGCCUCUUGACAACGUGGUCGUGUCCCCCCAUGGGAUUGCGUCCGUCCUGGGGAUGCUUCAGCUGGGAGCCGACGGCAGGACUAAGAAGCAGCUCACCACGGUGAUGAGAUACGGCGUGAAUGGAGUCGGUAAAGUGUUAAAGAAGAUCAACAAGGCCAUCGUCUCCAAGAAGAAUAAAGACAUCGUGACGGUGGCCAAUGCAGUGUUUGUGAAGAACGGCUCUAAGAUGGAAGUGCCUUUCGUUACGAGGAACAAGGACGUGUUUCAGUGCGAAGUCCAGAACGUGAACUUUGAAGAUCCAGCCUCUGCCUGUGACUCCAUCAACGUGUGGGUUAGAAACGAAACCAGGGGUAUGAUCGACAAUCUGCUCUCCCCAAAUCUCAUCGAUGGUGCGCUCACCAGACUGGUCCUGGUUAAUGCCGUGUAUUUUAAGGGUUUGUGGAAAUCGCGGUUCCAACCUGAGAACACAAAGAAACGCACGUUUGUGACAGCUGAUGGGAAGUCCUACCAAGUGCCCAUGCUGGCCCAGCUCUCCGUGUUCCGAUGCGGGUCUACAAGCACCCCCAACGAUUUAUGGUACAACUUCAUUGAACUGCCCUACCACGGGGAAAGCAUCAGCAUGCUGAUUGCGCUGCCCACGGAGAGCUCCACCCCGCUGACGGCCAUCAUCCCUCACAUCAGCACCAAGACCAUAGACAGCUGGAUGAGCACGAUGGUGCCCAAGAGGGUGCAGGUCAUCUUGCCCAAGUUCACGGCGGUAGCACAAACAGAUCUGAAGGAGCCGCUGAAAGUGCUCGGCAUCACCGAGAUGUUUGAUCCAUCAAAAGCAAAUUUUUCGAAAAUAACAAGGUCAGAAAACCUUCACGUCUCUCAAAUCUUGCAAAAAGCAAAAAUUGAAGUCAGUGAAGACGGAACGAAAGCUUCAGCAGCAACAACUGCGAUUCUAAUUGCAAGGUCGUCACCUCCCUGGUUCAUAGUAGACAGACCCUUUCUAUUUUUCAUCCGACAUAAUCCCACAGGUGCUGUCUUAUUCAUGGGGCAGAUAAACCAACCGUGAAGAGUAUACAGAAGAAACCAUGCAAAAGCAAAGACUACUUUGUGACGAAGAAAACUCCUUUCCUACAUCUUUCAUAGUUCUGUUAAAUAUUUUUGUACAUUUCUUCCUUUUUCAAAACUAGUUCUUAGGAACAGAGACUCAAUGAUGCAAGCAUUUUUGUCCCGGGAUAUAUAUCAAAGGGAAAAAGGGGCAGGAUGGCUGGAACACUGUACUGACAAAUGAAUAGAAAGGCUUCAAAAUGUCUAAAAAACGCUUUGAACUACUGAGCAGGUACCUAGGCUAACCCUCCCGAGUAUUUACUGUCCAGUUCAGGAGUUUUGUUUUGUUUACACGUGUGGCAUUUCAGAAGAAAUGUAAUCAGUGUGAUGGGGGAAAAAAAACCCACAACACAUUUUAUGGUGGCUUUUACUUUUUUAUGAAAAAAUAUAUAUAUUAUCGGCCUUUUUAAUUCUUUUGUUUUGGUCCCAUCCAAAGUCUUGAUAGUAAGCAUUAUUUUGGGGGUAGAAAUAGUGAAAUCUCUAGCCUCUUUGUGUUGUUGUUGUUGUUGUUGUUGUUGUUGUUUUAUAUAAUGCAUGUAUUCACUAAAAUAAAGUUUAAAAAACUAA